GAGCGUGUGUAGCCUACUGGUUGUGAGUGUAUGUCAGAGUGCGAAUCGAUCCGCGGCUACGACAGCCAAAUUAACGGGAGCAGUUUUUCAUGUUAACGGCAGCAGUAUUUGCAUUACGACCACACCUGCAUUGAGCGACGCUAACAACUUGGAUAUAAGCGCUGUCUGGCGAGGGUGAGGAGGGCCUCCGGGCACCAGCCGCUAGGUCCUAACUGGGAAGGCGACGCGGGCCCCUGAUUGGCUGACAGGUGGCAGCGAGCGGGGGUGAGGUGAGCUAGUCCUACCCCUCCUUGCCACGUUGGCAUCUUCUCCUCGUCUCUCUCUUCGUCCACCUCAUCCCUCUCUUCCCCCGGCAUUCUCCACCAUGGCACUCCUUCCCACCUCUCUUUCUGCCUCCAUCCCCUUCCUCCUCUUCCUCCUCCUCCCCCUUCCUUCACCCUGCGCCCUGGAGUCUCUACGAGGAGGAGGAGGAGUAGGAGAGGAAGAGAACCGCUCCAUCGCCACCAUGUCCUAUCCCUCCAUGUCUCCGGAGUUCUGGAGCAACAGCAGCACGGAGCUGGGCAGCAGUUCAAAGUGUUCGCAGCCGGUGGUGUGCAGGCCGGGCACCCUGCUGCCCGUGUGGAAGCCCCUGAGCCCCGGGCUGGGCGACCAGGUAGCCAGGGCCGUGGUCUACUUCACCUGUCUCAUGUACAUGUUCCUGGGAGUGUCCAUCAUCGCAGACCGUUUCAUGGCCUCUAUCGAGGUCAUAACCUCACAGGAGAAGGAGGUGACCAUCACCAUGCCAAGCGGUGAGACAUCUGUGGCCACUGUACGUAUCUGGAACGAGACUGUGUCCAACUUGACUCUGAUGGCUCUAGGCUCCUCCGCCCCAGAGAUCCUGCUGUCUGUCAUAGAGGUGUGUGGGCAUGGGUUUGAGGCGGGUGAGCUGGGCCCUGGCACCAUCGUCGGCAGCGCCGCCUUCAACAUGUUUGUGAUCAUCGCCAUCUGUGUGUGGGUCAUCCCUGAAGGAGAGACCAGGAAGAUCAAACACCUGCGUGUGUUCUUCAUCACAGCCUUCUGGAGCAUCUUCGCCUAUAUCUGGCUCUUCCUCAUCCUCUCUGUCAUCUCACCCGGAGUAGUGGAGGUGUGGGAGGCUCUGGUCACCCUGUUCUACUUCCCAGUGUGUGUGAUCCUGGCCUGGAUCGCCGACCGACGCCUGCUCUUCUACAAGUACAUGGCCAAGCGUUACCGCGCCGACAAGCACGGCAUCGUCGUGGAGACUGAGGGGGACACAACCCCGAAAGGCUUCGAGAUGAUUAUGGACGGAAAGUUCCCUCAGAGUGGAGGGGGGGUGGGAAUGAUGCCCAGUGAGAACUGCCAGGAUGGGGCCAACAAUGUGGCGGGCACCGUGGCCUACCUGCCCAACUCCAACAGCACCAUGGUGACCGUAGAGAAUACCAAGGAGCUGGACGAGAGCCGCAAGGAGGUGAUCCGCAUCCUGAAGCAGCUGAAGCAGAAGUUUCCGGACAAGGAACUGGAUCAGCUGGUAGAUCUUGCCAACUACUACGCCCUCCUCCAUCAACAGAAGAGCCGCGCCUUCUACCGCAUCCAGGCUACGCGCAUGAUGACCGGCGCCGGCAACGUGCUCAAGAGGCACGCCGCCGACCACUCCCGCCGCGCCGCCGCCGUGGACGAGGAAGUGGUCUGCGAGGACGACGACCUGGCUGAGUGCAGCCGCCUGGCGUUCGAGAGCACCCACAGCCAGUGUAUGGAGAACUGCGGCAUACUGAGGCUGGCUGUGGUGUGUCAAGGGGGCCUGGGGGAGAGCACCUUCUAUGUGGACUACCGGACCGAGGACGGCUCAGCCAAUGCCGGGUCCGACUACGAGUACAGCGAGGGAACGCUGGUGUUCAAACCCGGAGAGACCCGCAAGGAGAUCAAGGUCGGCAUCAUCGAUGAUGACAUCUUCGAGGAGGACGAGCACUUUUUUGUGCGGCUGCUCAACCUGCGCAUUGGUGACACAGAGGGAAUGUUCGAGAGUGAUGAGCCAGGCGCGGGACCCAAGGGCCGUCUGGUGGAGCCACUGGUCGCCACGGUGACCAUCCUGGACGACGACCAUGCUGGCAUCUUCACAUUCCGUGAUCGGCUGGUGCGCGUCAGCGAGAGUGUUGGCACCAUGGAGAUCUCAGUUGUGAGGAACUCGGGCGCUCGCGGCACGGUGAUCCUGCCCUAUCACACGGAGGCGGGCACUGCGAAGGGGGGCGGCGUGGACUACGAGGACACCCAGGGAGAGCUGGAGUUCUCCAACGACCAGACAAAUCAGACCCUGCAGGUGAGGAUAAUUGACGAUGAGGAGUAUGAGAAAAAGGAGAACUUCUUCAUCGUACUAGAGGAACCGCGCUGGCUGAAGAGGGGAAUCUCAGCCCUUCUGCUUAACCAAGAGGAUCCUGAUGGCCAGAUGAGUGCAGAAGAGGAGGAGGCGAGGCGCAUUGCAGAGAUGGGAAAGCCCAUCUUGGGGGAGCACAGCCGGCUGGAGGUGGUCAUUGAGGAGUCUUAUGAGUUCAAGAGCACCGUUGACAAGCUCAUUAAGAAGACCAACUUGGCCCUUGUGAUUGGCACUCACUCCUGGAGGGAGCAGUUCGUGGAAGCUGUGACUGUCAGCGCAGGUGAUGACGAUGAUGAAGAGGGGCGUGAGGAGCGUCUGCCAUCCUGCUACGACUACGUCAUGCACUUCCUGACGGUGUUCUGGAAGGUUCUGUUCGCCUUCGUUCCGCCCACCGAGUACUGGAAUGGCUGGGCCUGCUUCUUCGUGUCCAUCUCGGUUAUCGGCAUCCUGACUGCUGUCAUCGGGGACCUAGCCUCCCACUUCGGCUGCACUGUGGGUCUCAGGGACACUGUCACUGCCGUAGUGUUUGUGGCUCUGGGUACUUCCAUUCCUGACACGUUUGCCAGCAAGGUGGCGGCUACGCAGGACCAGCACGCUGAUGCGUCGGUGGGCAAUGUGACGGGCAGCAACGCGGUCAACGUGUUCCUGGGCAUCGGGGUGGCGUGGUCGGUGGCGGCCGUCUACUGGAAGGUGCAGGGCAAGGAAUUCCGCGUGGACCCAGGCUCCCUAGCCUUCUCCGUCACGCUCUUCACCAGCUUCGCCUUCAUCUGCAUGGGAGUGCUAUUGUUCCGCCGGCGGCCCUCUAUCGGGGGGGAGCUGGGCGGGCCGCGGACAGCACGCAUCAUCACCAGCCUCUUCUUCCUGGGCCUCUGGUUCCUCUACGUCCUCUUCUCCAGCCUGGAGGCCUACUGCCACAUAGAGGGCUUUUAGAGGACACAUGAGAGCAGAGACAGGGCUACUAGUCAAAACACUGAUAUACAUUAUAGUUAUUAUAAUACACACAUCUACAACAGGACAGGGCCCAGGCCAAAGGUUGGGACCUGGUCAUUGUCACUGGAUCACUAAUACCUAAGGGAUCUAUAGACAUACCAGAUAUAAACACACAAUUACAUACAAACACAUACUGAAAUAUGAACUGUACAUAUAACUACAUGCAUGUGCCAACAAAUGCAAAUGUAGUCUCUCACCAAGACAAACACACACACAUACAAUACUGUAACAAGGGCACCACACAGGUUGUGUGUGGCCUGGAGCCUGGAUGAUACCCAGUUAACAUCAACCUCCUAUUUAUUGCACACUCAAAUGUUAUACACACUCACUGGACAAACGAGGAAGAGAAGGAGAGAAAACAAAGUAUUGGUCAAGGAAGUGAUGAAGAAAUCAAAGAAGGAAGCAUGUUCAGAAUGUAAACCAGCAUGUUGGAAAAGGGGGAGAGCGAAAGAGAUAAAGUGACAAACAGGUGUGUAGAAACUUAGUGUUGCAGUGGCAUUCUAUUCAUUCCAGCUGGCUGCCUAACAUGAUUUUGGGUCCAGCUAGACUGCUUUAACUGAAGCAAAACCAUGGGUUUUGCAGGGAUGGCCAUAGCUCUAUCACCGGUGCAGCAGAGGCAAACCAGACUCAAAGUACAGUGGUGCAAAAAAUACUCAAUUGUCAGACUUGAGUAAAACUAAAAGUAAAUGCUAUACAUCAAAUUCCGGAUAUUAAACAAACCAGACCGCACAAAUGUAUUUUUUAUGGACAGCCAGGGGCAUACUCCAAAACGUACACAUAAUUUACAAACGCACUAUUUGUGUUUAGUGAGUCUGCCAGAUCAGAGGCAGUAGGGAUGACAAUGCGUUAUAUUGAUAGGUGCGUGGAAUUGGACCAUAUUGCUCUCCUGCCUGAGCAUUCUAAAUGUAACGAGUACUUUUGGGUGUCAGUGAAAGGGUAUGGAAGUAAAAAAUGAUAUAUUUUCUUUAGGAAUGUUGUUGAGUACCAGUGAAAGUUGUCAAAAAUAUAAAUAGUAAGGUAGGAAACAUAACUUGUUUUUGGAGUAAGUUUUAAGUCAAAGUAUUUUUACUUAGUUACUUUACACCACUGCGUAGUAGUGGAAUGGGACCAUCUUCAGUCGCUAUGACGGAGCACCAUGAAAAUGGUUGAUCAAUGAGUAAAAUGUUUACAUUUAGCAACGGGAGAUACUGAGUAAAACAACAACAAAACUGAAAGCCCCCAAGUUGCAGUUAUACUUUUCUAUAGAGAGGUGGGAAUUCCGCAUGACAUUAAAACAAGGUCUCAAUGCGGUGUUGGUGUAAAUACAUGCUUAUAUACUAUAGGAGAGUAGAUGUAUUUAAUAGAGGGACUUCUCUACAGAUAUGGUAGAAUCGGGUGGCCAAUGGGAACAGAUAUAAUGCAUGGUGUUCAGAAACUAGUCACCACUCUCCGACUUGACAGGAAAAUGACUUUUGGAGAUCGCUUGUGUAAGUUAUGGCUCCUCGACGAGACAUCAUUCUUUCUCAUAACUACAGUCCCAUCCAUUGAAGAUAAACAGAGCGAUCCAGAGGGAUUAAAUAUACAUUUGCCUCCUCAUCUGUGGACUUCUGAAUGAAGGGAAGACCAGAGUUUCUGGAGGCAUCACUCUGAAUAAAGAAAGUCUCACAUCCAGCUCUUGAGGCUCUUACUGUUCACAUCUCACUGGACUUCAGAUAUUACAGUGGAGAUCAUAGAUCUGCAUUCCACUCCAGACAGUAGAGUCCUCCAUCACCAUCAUGUUUGAGACAUUGUACAUUUUUAUGACCUUUCGCAACCGCCAUACGAGUGAAAUGAGGAUUUAGCAAUGCAGCCACAUUGAUGGUGUAAAUAUGAUUUGUUACUGUCCAAAGGUGAGUUACUAUCCACUGAAGCACAGCACAAAACGACACAUUCAUCUCCUAGAAAUAUGAUACUACAAGAGAGUGUAUCGCUAUCCAACAUAUCCUUUUCAAAAACAAUCCGUUACUUGAAUACAGGUAUAAAGUCAACUUUACAAAUAUACUGUAUCCCUUUGGCUCCACGCUCAGUGGACAGUAACUAUUCAUUGUACUUUGGUGGGUGUAAAGGUAAAAGCAGAGAGGGGUUGAUGAGGUUGAGGGCAGCGUUUGUUUGUUCCAAAAUAUAUCAUAUGUAAGGAUAUUGGUCACCUGUGUAAGACUUCAGGACCAGAAGAGUUCUGUACCGAGAUGUCUAUAUUGUUGUUCAUUCAAUCGAAAUCUAUCAAUAUGUGUGAAGGGGAAAAAAACGUUGCUCGUUUGUGAUGCUAUAACGGAACAACCUUUAGGUGUGGAGGGCUGUAAGUCUUUGCUGUGGAAUAGUGGGUAGAGAUGCAUGACAGAAUAAUAGUGACAGCACGGCACCGGCAUGGACAAAAAUAAUGAUAAUGAUGCAUGCAUGGGUGGUGACACGAGAAUACAGUGUGUGUGUAUUUCAUAGUAGAAUGGUUCACAUAGAGCAGGACAUACAGACUGCUUCUGCUCCUCACCUGUUAACAGUAAAGGCUGCUCUGGAAAUAUCCCAACCCAACCCCAGCUAAUUGGCCCAAAAUACAGCAACACUGGGCCACCAUCAGUACCUAAGACCAUUGGCAUAUAAGAUAACUUAUUUUGGAGGGAGGCUUACUGUACUCCAACUUGUCCAACAGUGUUAGUUCCAAAUGCUCCUAUUCUUCUGGUUAUUCUGGUUUCUUACCUUUUGAAAUCCAAACCGCUCCGUUUGCGUAACAGUGAAACUGGGAGAGAUUACAUUUCAACCCAUGGGUUCUCAUCAUGUUCUAAUCAGGUACUGACUGUUAUGCAGUAACUACAGAUCGUCGCUACAGUCAUUUUGCGUCAUACCCAUUUAUUGCCUUAAAGUCUAGUAUUUCAUCUUUUGUUUAAUUUGACUUGUCUUGCACUUUGUUGAGUAUGUGUAUGCUUGGAGCGGGAUCACGAAACCAAAUAGAUUUUUGUGCAAUGUGUGGAACCAGUGGCAGCUCAGAGUAAUCUCUACUACUUAGCUAAGAUCUGUGGCAGAGGUAAUAUACACUAUACAGUGGGGCGAAAAAGUAUUUAGUCAGCCACCAUUUGUGCAAGUUCUCCCACUUAAAAAGAUGAGAGGCCUGUAAUUUUCAUCAUAGGUACACUUCAACUAUGACAGACAAAAUGAGAGGAAAAAAUCCA
Oncorhynchus gorbuscha (pink salmon) is the source of this 6534-nucleotide messenger RNA. RefSeq names its product sodium/calcium exchanger 1-like. Gene Ontology annotation, cellular component: sarcolemma; axon; postsynapse. Gene Ontology annotation, molecular function: calcium:sodium antiporter activity. Lineage: Eukaryota; Metazoa; Chordata; Actinopteri; Salmoniformes; Salmonidae. Bases 365 to 3295 code for a protein of 976 amino acids. The transcript is spliced from 14 exons. Gene Ontology annotation, biological process: sodium ion transmembrane transport; cell communication; calcium ion import across plasma membrane. The record is from RefSeq and is a predicted model, not a curated record.